Molecule: messenger RNA, 1002 nt
Organism: Heterobasidion irregulare TC 32-1
Lineage: Eukaryota; Fungi; Basidiomycota; Agaricomycetes; Russulales; Bondarzewiaceae
Exons: 14
Coding region: 1-1002 (333 amino acids)
Source: RefSeq, a predicted model, not a curated record
AUGGCGGAUCAGAACUUCGCGAAGGUUGCGCACGGCCCCAUCUUCAUCGGCACGGUUAUCAACAUCAUCCUUUAUGGUAUCUCGAUUGCACAAACAUACAUCUACUUCAGCACCUAUAAAAAGGACCCAUUGUGGAUGAAACUGGUUGUCCUGCUUGUCCUUGUGGCAGACACCUUGAAUAGUGUAUUUGACAUCCAAUAUACCUACGAUUCUCUUGUCAAUCAUUACAAUGACCCCGCUGCUAUUCAAAAGGCCAACUGGGCAUAUUCCCCCCAAGAUCCAGCCAUGACAUCUAUUAUAGGAACCAUUGUUCAGCUUUUCUUUUCUUGGAGAGUCAAGGUCAUCACCGGCAGCAGGAUUGCGACCACUUUGCUAGUCAUCGGCUCUAUCAUAUCUUGCCUCGGCGGUAUAGCAACCUCGAUCGCCAUCGGCUUCGUGCCGGAGUGGUUGGAAUUUCAGAAGUUCCAGAUUCCUGUCAUUAUUUGGCUCACUAUUUCGGCAUUGGUCGAUACAUCUAUCACCACCAUUCUCGUUUGGCAUUUACGUCAACAUAAGCAUGGCUUCAAAAAGUCCGAUGAUGUCCUCGACAAGAUCAUUCGAUUGACCGUGCAAACGGGGUUGGUCACCUCUGUUUGGGCCAUCAUUGACUUGGCAGUCUACCUCGGGAUCACAAGCGGAACGCAUCUUAUCUUCAAUUUCGCCCUGUCGAAACUCUAUAGUAACUCCCUGCUCUCGAGUUUGAACUCCCGCCAGGGUUGGAAAUAUUCCGCCUCUACAAUAAACGACAGCGAUAAUGGGAUCAACAGUCUACGUACCGAAGUCGUCAACUUUGGUGGCUCCGUCAGGCCGGAGGUCUUCAUCGAUGUCGAGUCACACGAGAUGGUGAACACGGACGACAAGUACGGCGGAAGCAAGGCUUUCGCCGACUCUCGUGGCAGUAUUGCCGCUGGUGAGGACUCUGCUCCGAUCAAGGCACCGCACCCCGUUGUGAAGGCUUCGUAG